This is a messenger RNA of Rotaria sordida, 291 nucleotides long. The record is from the annotation of a GenBank genome assembly. Lineage: Eukaryota; Metazoa; Rotifera; Eurotatoria; Philodinida; Philodinidae.
AUGGCUGUGGAUUUAAUGCCAUUCAAAGAUACCGGCGACAAGGAAAUUCACAAAUUUCGAUGGGCGAAGGGUGCGCAUUUGCAAAACACAACGUGCGCCACAGCUAUAACACCACCGCAUAAUCCAAAGACUUCCCUAGAAGUUGAAAUAUGGAAUAAUGCGUUCAAAUUCAUCGUAUUUGGUGCUGUCUCAGCAGAAGAUGUAGCGGCUGCAUGUCGAAGCAAUAGUUCACUUUUUGUCCUUAUGGGUAAUCCAGGUAUAAUUUGGCAUGUUGAAAUUCGGAAUCAAUAG